AUGGAAGGAAACACGCGACUCGUGCAGAUCAUCCGUGAAAUGCGCUCGGAGAUCAAUAACCUGGAGAGAGAAAAUAGGGCCCUUCGGGUGGAACUGAAAUUCAGUGGCCUGAGGACAACUACCCAAGCAACAGGAGCAAGAGGAAAAGGUGGACAGGGGGAAGCCAGGAGCCUCACUGAUUCAGGGGAAGAGACUGUCACUUCACCAGUGGCCCUGAGUAGGAAUGUCUCUGCCAGCUCCACUCUGACCCUGCAGGAACAGAAAGGCACUAGUAUGAUUGUUAGGCGUUAUUCCAGCUCUUCCUCAGUGCAAUCUUUUUCUGGCCACAAGCACCACAAAGCUGAGAAAAGACAUCUCAGUAAUGGAAUCAUGGCAGUACAGGGAAUUGUCAAACCACCAGCAAGCUCUUCCGUGAUGCAAAUAGCAAACGAAGAAGAAAAAGGAUGUGCAGAAAUUCCAGCUCACUGCUUCUCCAGCAAUAAUUCUAGCAAAAGAAGAUCUUUUCAAGAGCACGUCUAUAAGUGCAGGGGUAAAGUAAAGGCGGUUAGUUUCCUGUUGCCAAUGGAUAUGUCAUCUUAUUCUGAAAAUCAAGGUUCUUUCAAAUGCCCACAAAAUCAGGACACAAAACAGUUAAGCACCAUUAUUGAAAAGGAUAUGUGA
Pelodiscus sinensis (Chinese soft-shelled turtle) is the source of this 660-nucleotide messenger RNA. It is a transcript of the gene CCDC195, whose product is annotated as coiled-coil domain containing 195. The record is from RefSeq and is a predicted model, not a curated record. Lineage: Eukaryota; Metazoa; Chordata; Testudines; Trionychidae.